This is a messenger RNA of Solanum tuberosum (potato), 403 nucleotides long. RefSeq lists its product as uncharacterized. The transcript has a single exon. The annotation marks the transcript as partial. Lineage: Eukaryota; Viridiplantae; Streptophyta; Magnoliopsida; Solanales; Solanaceae. The record is from RefSeq and is a predicted model, not a curated record.
GACUGAGGCGGUUAUACUUGGAGAGAUUGAGAUUCCAUCCCUGCGGAUUGUUGUAGAGGCUGAAAUUGAUGAUGAUGAGUGGAUCAGAACACGCAUGGAGCAAUUAAGUUUGAUUGAUGAGAAGCGAUUGACAUCAGUAUGCCAUGGACAAUUGUACCAGAAAAGAAUGGCACGAGCAUACAAUAAAAAGAUGCGUCUCAGACGUUUCGAAAAAGGUCAAUUAGUGUUAAGACGUAUACUGCCACACCAGGCCGAAGUCAAAGGCAAAUUUUCUCUAGAUUGGAAAGGACCAUUCAUUGUAAAGAAGGUAUUAUCCAAUGGUGCUCUUUACUUAGCAGAUAUAGAAGGCAAAAUGACAGAAAUGGUCAUCAACGCUGAUGCUGUGAAAAGAUAUUAUAUAUGA